AUGACGACUGAAGUUGGUUCAGAAACUAAUGUAAAGGCGUCAGAGAAGCUGGAAACACCUGCAGUAAAGGAAGAUGCUGGGGAUGCACCAGAAAGUCCAAAGGAGCAGGAGUCUGAAAUAGCAGAAGGUUCUCCUGUUCCUCAGAACCCACCUAGCCAAAGUAGCCCUAGACGUUCAAAGAAGGAAAAAGAUCUGUCUGAAAGCAAGGGUAUUUCUCGCUUCAUCCCGCCUUGGCUUAAGAAACAAAAGUCAUACAGCUUGACAGAACCCAAAGAUGAAGAUACAAAGAAACACUUGGCAGUAGCAGAGGAGGGUGAAUGUCCUCUUCCAGGAGAAGCAGCUCAGCCUAAAGAAAAACUGGAAGACUUUACUGAGAAUCGGCAAGAAGUGAAAGGGGAUGACAAAGAAGAUGAAAAAGAUUCUCCUGCGAAAGAAGGCAGUAAAGAUACUGUUUCUGAAGAAAAGGAAAACAAACAAGGGACUGAAGAAGGCAAAAUGGAGACCAAAGAAGUGCAGACAGCUGAAGUCAAAAUUGAGAGGGCUGUUCAGAAAACUCCUAAGAAGAUCAGAACUGUCCAGUGUAAAGUAGUACUAUUGGAUGGCACAGAAUACAGCUGUGAACUUGAGAAAAAAGCUAAAGGCCAAGUGCUGUUUGACAAGGUGUGUGGACAUCUCAAUUUACUGGAAAAGGACUAUUUUGGUUUGUUGUUUCAAGACUACUCUGAUCAGAAGAAUUGGCUUGAUCCGUUAAAGGAAAUCAAGAGGCAAAUUCGAAAUUUACCCUGGCUAUUCACCUUUAAUGUGAAAUUCUAUCCACCUGAUCCUUCACUUUUAACAGAAGACAUUACCCGGUACUUUCUGUGCUUACAGCUUCGUCAGGAUAUUGCUUCUGGCCGCUUACCAUGUUCUUUUGUGACUCAUGCUCUGCUUGGUUCAUAUACUCUGCAAGCUGAACUAGGUGACUAUGAUACAGAGGAGCACAACAGUGAUUACAUUGCGGAAUUCCAGUUUGCACCCAACCAGACAAAAGAGAUGGAGGAGAAAGUAGUAGAGUUGCACAACACACACAGAGGCUUGACACCAGCACAGGCAGAUUCCCAGUUCUUAGAAAAUGCGAAAAGGCUUUCUAUGUAUGGAGUAGAUUUACAUCAUGCCAAGGAUUCUGAAGGUGUGGACAUCAUGCUUGGCGUGUGUGCCAAUGGGUUGCUUAUUUACAAGGACAGACUCCGAAUAAACCGUUUUGCCUGGCCCAAAAUUUUGAAGAUCUCUUAUAAACGCAGCAAUUUCUACAUUAAAGUUAGGCCAACUGAGCUGGAACAGUUUGAGAGUACUAUUGGGUUCAAGCUGCCAAAUCAUCGGGCUGCGAAGAGAUUAUGGAAGGUUUGUGUGGAGCAUCAUACUUUUUAUAGACUGUUAUCGCCGGAACAGCCUCCAAAGGCCAAGUUCCUGACAUUGGGUUCAAAGUUCCAUUACAGUGGACGUACACAAGCACAGACACGCCAGGCUAGCAACCUCAUAGACAGACCUGCUCCUUACUUUGAACGCACCUCAAGCAAACGUAUCUCCAGGAGUCUUGAUGGUGCUCCAGUAGGUAUCACAGACCAGAGCCUACUUAAGGACUUCUGUGGUGCUAGGAGUUUUGAAGCUGCUGGACAGUCCAAAUUAAAAGAUGGAGAAAGUAGAGAUGAGGAUGGAGCCAUAGCCAAAUUGCCACAGUUUGAUGAUGGAAAGACGGAGACAGAAGAGGAAGAAAUUCCGAAGAAGACAUAUCCCUUGAAAGUAGAUGGGGAAAAUAUUUAUGUCAGACAUAGCAAUUUAAUGUUGGAGGACAUGGAUAAGAGCCAGGAUGAAUUACUGAAGCAUCAGGCUAGCAUUAGUGAACUCAAGCGCAAUUUUAUGGAAUCCACACCUGAGCCACGCCCCAGUGAAUGGGAAAAGCGUCGUAUCACACCUCUGUCUCUACAGAAACAAGGGAGCCUAGAAGAGGAGAUAGCAGCAAUUUUAUUUAGUAAAGCGAGUUUUUCCACUAGCAUGAAAACUGCCUUCACUUCAGCUACCUCGUGGACAGCAGAGGGCACUGUUGUGAAAGAUAAUGUACCUUCUGAAAAGCUUUCUGCCUCUCCCUUCUCUCAGCUGCUGCCAGAGAAAUUUGCUCCCAAGACAGAAGGGCCUCUCACUGGAACUGGCAGGACUAUUAAGAGUUCACAUGAGACUCUGAAUGUAGUGGAGAAGAAGCAGGCAGAGGUUGGGAUAGAAGAGACAGUAGUCACAGAUGAUACCCAAAGGGGAAAAAUACAAGUGGUCUCUGAUGGUGUCGGAUCUCAGAAGAUGAAGCGUCUCUCUAAAAAGGAUUCGUCAUCCUUGUCAUCAGACAGCAGCAGUAGUGAAAGUGAAGAUGAAGUAGAAUAUCAGCCGCAUCAUCGAAUGAUUCAGGAAGUCAUAAAAGAAGAGCUAGAAGAGAAUGAAGAUGUCAAAGAGGAAGAAGAACACAAGACACAAACAGAGUAUCCAGAAAUUUCACAAGAGGUCAGCCAGGUUAAAGCAAAAAUUGAGCACCCACAAGCAACAGAAGCUUUGGUCCAGAUAAAAGAUGUACCCACAAAGACAUUGGGAGAGAGAAAUGUAAUAAAAUUGAAUGAGCAAGGCCUAAAAGAAGAGAGGGAGGAAGAACAGCUCAAACUAAAUGGAGAGGCAUCACGUAUUGACAUUGAUGUAUCACCACAAAUAAUUUGUUGCUCCGAGCCUCCAGUGGUUAAAACUGAGAUGGUGACCAUUUCAGAUGCUUCGCAAAGAACUGAAAUCUCCACUAAGGAAGUACCAAUUGUUCAGACAGAGACUAAAACGAUCACAUAUGAAUCUCCCCAGUUUGAUGGUGGUAGUGAUGCCGGUGUGCUGCUGAGUGCACAGACGAUCACAGCAGAAUCUGUUUCUACAACUACAACCACACACAUCACUAAGACAGUGAAAGGUGGCGUGUCAGAAACCAGAAUUGAAAAACGGAUUGUGAUCACUGGAGAUGCAGACCUUGACCAUGAUCAGGCAUUGGCACAAGCCAUUAAAGAAGUUAAAGAGCAGCACCCUGACAUGUCUGUAACCAGAGUAGUGGUGCAUAAGGAAACGGAGAUGGCCGAAGAAGGAGACUAAGAAUUAUGAAGAGUUAUUCACAAAUGAGAAGAACUUUGAUCAUUCCAAGUUGGUAUCUGUUUCACUGUUUCUCUAAAUUCACGAAGGCUGGCAACAACAAAUAGACUUCUCCGCAAUGAACUACCAACACCAAACU
Molecule: messenger RNA, 3280 nt
Organism: Euleptes europaea (tarantolino)
Lineage: Eukaryota; Metazoa; Chordata; Lepidosauria; Squamata; Sphaerodactylidae
Gene: EPB41L2
Product: erythrocyte membrane protein band 4.1 like 2
Exons: 22
Coding region: 1-3144 (1047 amino acids)
Biological process (GO): cortical actin cytoskeleton organization
Cellular component (GO): plasma membrane; cytoskeleton
Molecular function (GO): actin binding; structural molecule activity
Source: RefSeq, a predicted model, not a curated record